AUGUUAGGCAAAAAAUAGAGUUCAUUUAUUGGCUUCAAUCCAUUUAAUAAAAUUGUAAAAGAAAACCCAAGUAUAAGUACUAGAAUCAUCAACAAAUUGAAAAGUUUAUUUUAGAUCAAUUUAAAUCCUUCUUCUUAUAUAAAAAAGGAACUUAUAUCUUAAUAAACUAUUUAUGUUCCAGUAGAUUUAGAAAUAGUUGGAGCAUAAACUAUUGAACAUGGUAUCAUUCAUUUUCAUUUAGAUUCUAUUCAAAUUUGUAAUUCUCAAAAUAGCAUAAAAUAAACAAGAAACAAAUUUAUGAGCUUUAAUGAUCAUAUAAAAGAUUAAUAGAAAGAAAAAGUAUAAUAAAAUGAAUUGUCUUAAAAAGUUUAAUAAAAAGAGAAUAAACACAUGAAAAAGUUCAAUUGUAAAUUUAAAACUUUAUAAAAAUAAGAAUUAUAAUAUAGUUUUGAUCCUGUACUUCCAGAAGAUAUUGAUAUAGCUUAAACUAAAUAGAAUAAUAUAAUUCAUCCUAAAAGAAAACUUAGUUCUUAAUAAUACAAAAAAAGAAAACUUGAUUGUAUAAUUAUAAAAUAUAUUUAGAGAAAAAAUAAUAAGUAGGAAUCAAAUUUGUAUUUAAGGAUCAUAUAUAUGAUUAAAUUUAGGAUAGUAUUAAUGAAAGUAGAAUAAAAGAAGUUCCUGAAUAAAUGACAGAUGAUUCUCUUAAAAAUAAUAGUCUUCUUGUAUCUGAUCUAAAAUAGGAGCCAAAAAAUAAAGAAAUGAUUAUAAUAUAAUUAGAUGAUGAGAAAUAAAAAUAGAUUGAACCUCCUAUGCUUACAAUGAAUGAAAUCAUAGUAAAUCAAUCAAAAGGAUUAAAGAAAUCAUAAUCUAUGAUUAAUUUAAAUGAAUAAGAAUCCAAAUCUAUUACUUAUAGCCCUAAAAUACAUGAAAACUCAUAAUCACGAAAUCAUUCUGAUAUUAUCAAUAAAAUUAAUGAAACUAAACAAAUUGAUCCAUUUAAUGAUUAAGUGAAAAAAGAUAUAAUAAAAAUUGAUAAAUUAACUGAAUUUUCAGUAUAACCAUAAUAAAAUGUUAUCAAUUUCAUAGUACAAGGCUCUGAAAAAUAAGAUAUAAUUAAAAUAACAAAUAUUAAUACAUAAUUAUAGAAGGAACUUUCUGAAGAGAAAAAGAUUUCUGAAUAAAAAGAGAGAAAUAUUAAUAAUUUUUCAGAUACUCCUUUAUUUGGAUUUGGAAAAUGUAGAGAAGGUUAAUAAGGAUAAGUGAUUCAAAAUAAAAUUAAUGUACACUCAUCUAUAUUUGCAUCUUAUGAUUCUAAGGACUUAAAUCUAUUAAACUCUUCUAAUUAAAAUUAAAAUUUGUAAUAAAAUUAAUUUACAUUCCUUUAAAAUAAAUCAAAUAUUUCAGUAAUUUAAGAUUAACCUUCAAAUUCUAAUGAAAAAAAUUAAAAAGAUAUUUUGAAUAGACAAGAAGAAAAUAAAUAAAAUAAUGGUAUGUAUAAUAAUACUUCUAACAAUUAAAAUGAAUAGUUUCGCCCUAUGAAAUAACUUUUUUAAAAUUUAAUUUUUUAAUCUCAAUCAAUAUAAGGAGAAUAGAGAAAAGAAGAAAAUAAUUAGGAUUAACCUGAGGAUAAUUAACCUAAUUCUAUUGGAUUAAAUCGUUAAUUAAAAUCUAAUAAUGAAUCAUAAAAACAGCAAAACAAAUGUAAUUUCUCUUCUACUGAUUAAUUAAUUAAAUAAGUUACUACUCCAGUUCUAUAAUAAUCUCCAAAAAUUGAUUAAGAACAAAUAAUCUCUUAUUUUUCAAAUCAUUCAUAAUAAUAAAAUAGAAACAAUAAAGAUGAUCCUGCUAAAAUUUAGACUUCAUAAUUUUCAGAUGAUCUAUUUAAAUUAUAAAAUAAUGGUACUUCUAUGUUUAACCCUUAAUCUGCAUAAUCAUCACUUUUCUCUUUCCAAUAAUUAUCUAAUUAAUAAAAUUAGACAAAUUAAUUUUUACCAAAUUUUAAUGUAUUUUAAACAAGUGUAAAUAAUAAUAUGAAUAUGGAUAAUAAUAGUAUGAAUAAUAAUAACAAUAUGGAAAUUACAAAUACACCAUUACCUACUUAAUAAUUCUAAUUUACAUAAUAGUUAUUGUAGACUUAGAAUCCACUUGGAUCAUUUAAUUAACCUUUAUCAGAAUCCAAUAAUUUCUAUCCUUAAAUUCAAUAGUAAAUUUAAAGUGGAUUUAAUGUAAUUUAAUUUAAUACAACAAAUCUCAAGUAAUAAAAUGAACAUUAAAAUUAAUUACUUUAAAUCCCUUAAACCAAUUGUAAAAAUUAAUUUAUAAUACUAAGGCAUAUUCACUUAAGAUUCAACUAAAUUAACAAAUUAAUCUUAAAGCUUGAAUAGUAGUUGUUAAAGUCGUAAUGCUAAAAGGAAAUAAAGAAUCGAUCCAUGA
Messenger RNA from Paramecium primaurelia, 2433 nucleotides. The record is from the annotation of a GenBank genome assembly. Lineage: Eukaryota; Ciliophora; Oligohymenophorea; Peniculida; Parameciidae.